Molecule: messenger RNA, 982 nt
Organism: Anoplophora glabripennis (Asian longhorned beetle)
Lineage: Eukaryota; Metazoa; Arthropoda; Insecta; Coleoptera; Cerambycidae
Gene: RpL23A
Product: 60S ribosomal protein L23a
Exons: 3
Coding region: 48-941 (297 amino acids)
Biological process (GO): translation; ribosomal large subunit assembly
Cellular component (GO): cytosolic large ribosomal subunit; ribosome
Molecular function (GO): rRNA binding; structural constituent of ribosome
Source: RefSeq, a predicted model, not a curated record
CAAAACUUGUAGGUUAACUUCCUUUUACUGUGUUUCUUUCAUGUAAAAUGGCACCUACGAAGCCAAAGUCAGCGGAUAAAUCCGCUCCUAAGAAGGAAGAAAAAAAGAAGCCAGCAACCGCUCCAGCUAGCGGUGCUGCUGCCGCUGGUGCGUCAAGUUCUUCGUCGAAAGCUGCCCCAGCUCCAAAAGCCGCAAGUAAGCCUGCAGAAAAGAAGGCAACGUCAAAAACUCCAGCACCCAAACCAGCCGCAGCGAAAGCAGCUUCCAGCAAAACCCCCGCUGCAGCUCCUAAAACAAAGGCCACAACAGCUGCUAAACCGUCUGUCAAGGGAGCAGCAAGUAAAGGCGCCGCCAAACCCGCUGCAAAGGGAGCUGCUAAAAAACCAGCCGCUGGAAAAGCUCCUGCGAGUAAAGUUAAGGCUCCGCCAAAGGCCCUCGUUGCCAAGCCGAAAAAAAACGUUCCCGUCAAACAGCAAAAGGGUGUUGGCAAAAAGCCAGCCGUCGCUGCUCCCGGUGCGCCUGUUGCUAAAGCUUUAAAAAUCCAGAAAAAGGUUAUUAAAGGCCCCAAUGGCACGCAUUCGCGUAAGAUCCGUACGUCUGUCCAUUUUCACCGUCCAAGGACACUCAGGCCACCAAGAAAUCCUAAAUACCCCAGGAAGAGUGUCCCGACGAGAUCCCGCAUGGACGCGUACAACAUCAUCAAAUACCCAUUGACGACUGAGGCCGCCAUGAAGAAGAUCGAGGACAACAACACGUUGGUGUUCCUGGUGCACACCAGGGCAAACAAGCACCAUAUCAGGGCCGCCGUGAAGAAAUUGUACGACAUUAACGUAGCGAAAGUGAAUACGUUAAUCAGGCCAGACGGUAAGAAGAAGGCGUACGUAAGAUUAGCCAGGGAUUACGAUGCUUUGGAUGUCGCUAAUAAAAUCGGCAUCAUAUAAUCCGUUUUUGUACAUUACGUUUAAAUAAAGGGUGAGAGAUA